Ziziphus jujuba (common jujube) is the source of this 606-nucleotide messenger RNA. RefSeq names its product zinc finger protein 5. Lineage: Eukaryota; Viridiplantae; Streptophyta; Magnoliopsida; Rosales; Rhamnaceae. Bases 1 to 606 code for a protein of 201 amino acids. The transcript has a single exon. The record is from RefSeq and is a predicted model, not a curated record. Gene Ontology annotation, biological process: negative regulation of abscisic acid-activated signaling pathway.
AUGAUUAACCCAACCCAGAGUCAGAAAAGACCUAUGGAUGAAUUAUCUGAAUCCAAUCAGUGGCUGGAUCUGAAGCUGUCCAAUGGCAAUGAAACCAACCUCAACGUCAACCUGGAACUGCAACUCAGUUUAAUGACCAAUAAAAACAGCAAGAUUAAGAUGAUGAAAAAGAUGAAAACGAGAGGGUAUAAUUGCAAGCAUUGCAACAAGAAGUUUCCAAACUCCCAAGCGCUGGGCGGCCAUCAAAACGCCCACAAGCGGGAGAGAGCCAUCCUCAAGAUGGAAAAGGAAUGGAACGAUCUCAAGGAGGCAGCAGCAGCUUUUGGCUUUGGAUACAAUAACAAUAUUAACAACACAUCAUCCAUCUUUUCCGAUAUACAACAUGACUACUUAUAUCGGUCUGCAUAUCCAUACCCUCAUCAUCAUCCCACCAUGAUCAGUACCUGUACCAGCAUGCAUAUGGCCGCAUUGGUAGCCUCAGCCUCACCAAGGACUAUCCCUAGUUAUGACAUCAAUGGACAAGUCUCUUUGCAAUAUCCUCAACAUUCUACUCCUUCUGCAUCCACCAACACCAACCAUUCUCACCAUGUUCACUUAGCACUCUGA